Messenger RNA from Arabidopsis thaliana (thale cress), 1643 nucleotides. Its product is annotated as O-methyltransferase family protein. Bases 691 to 1395 code for a protein of 234 amino acids. The record is from RefSeq and is marked reviewed. The transcript is spliced from 3 exons. Gene Ontology annotation, molecular function: O-methyltransferase activity; methyltransferase activity. NCBI's taxonomy places the organism in Eukaryota, Viridiplantae, Streptophyta, Magnoliopsida, Brassicales, Brassicaceae.
UACCUGUUGACACCAUCCUUUCUUUCCGACUCUACCUUUGUUAUCCAUCUUAUUCUAUUUUCUAACCAACGACAACAAUGACAAACCAUCAUCAAGAGUCCUUAACCACUUACCCUAAACCGGGUCCAACCAGAGAACAAGAACAAGUUGACGAAGAAAUGAUGAGCAUGCAAAUGCAAGCGUUGAGGAUCACAAACUCAUUGGCUUUUCCCAUGGUUUUCAAAGCUGCCUUAAUUGGAGCUUGGCGUCCUCCAUACGAUUGUUGCCCUUGAGGAGGGCGUAUGGCUCUCGCCUUCCGAGAUAGCUUUUGGUCUCCCUACCAAGCCUACCAACCCAGAGGCACCGAUGUUGAUAGACCGUAUGUUACGGUUACUCGUCAGCCACUCGAUCUUGAAAUGUCGUUUAGUUGAAACCGGAGAAAACAAUCGAACCGAAAGUACCCAAAGGGUAUAUGCAGCGGAACCGGUUUGCGCUUUUUUCGUAAACCGUGGAGUCAACUCAGGUUCUCUCAUGUCCCAGUUCAUGUUGCUCCAAAGCCAAGUCUUUUUCAAAACUUGGUACGUUAUACGUACCUAAAUAUUUGCAAAUCAGCCAAAUUAGUAGUUGAUCCUCAUUUGUAUUAAACCGGUUAAUAACCUCUUUACUAAACCAAUAUGCGAUAAAGGUACUCUAUAUAUACACGUACUUUCAAUGAACAAUAGAAGAUUUAUGUUACAGGACACAUCUGAAGGAUGUGAUACACGAAGAAAAAGAUGCAUUCAGUUCUGCCCAUGGCAUGGGACUCUACGAAUACGUUGUACGGACGAACAAUUCGCUGCUAUAUUUAACCAGGCAAUGUCAGAUUCCUCUACCAUGAUCAUGACGAAGAUUUUAGAAGUUUACAAAGGAUUAAAAGAUGUAAAUACUUUAGUUGAUAUUGGAGGAGGACUUGGCACCAUUCUAAAUCUUGUCAUUUCGUCCAAGUAUCCUCAAAUUAAGGGUAUCAAUUUCGAUCUAGCCGCAGUUUUAGCCACUGCUCCUUCUUAUCCCGGAGUUGAGCAUGUACCCGGAGAUAUGUUUAUAGACGUUCCAAAAGGAGAUGCAAUCUUCAUGAGGCGGAUAUUACGUGACUGGAACGACAAAGAUUGUGUAAAGAUAUUAACAAAUUGUUGGAAGAGUCUUCCGGAAAAGGGAAAAGUUAUAAUAGUUGACAUGGUUGCACCAUCAGAACCAAAGAGUGACGACAUUUUCUCUAAGGUUGUCUUUGGUACGGACAUGUUGAUGUUAACACAAUGUUCGUGUGGUAAAGUGAGGUCUUUUGCUCAGUUUGAAGCUUUAGCCUCUGCUUCAGGUUUUCAUAAAUGUGAAGUAAGUGGUCUUGCUUAUACAUAUUCUGUUAUCGAAUUCCACAAAUAGAUUCAGAGUGUUUACCAAAACAAAAAGAAGCAAUAAUAUGAUUUCGUGGGAGGAAAUUAUGAACUAAAAAUGUUUUUCUUCAAUGGUAUUUUAAUUGUGUGUGAUAAAUAUUUGUUGUAUUGGUUGUUUGUAUUUCACUCAAGAUUGUGUUGAUCGUUUAAUGUCAACAAAAUAUAAUAAUUCUGAAUUUCUGAUGAUCAAUGUAAAAAUUGUUUUCCCUUGUACUUUAUACUAAAUCAUUGAUAAUA